This is a messenger RNA of Geodia barretti, 790 nucleotides long. The record is from the annotation of a GenBank genome assembly. NCBI's taxonomy places the organism in Eukaryota, Metazoa, Porifera, Demospongiae, Tetractinellida, Geodiidae.
CUGUUGAAGAGUGGAGCAAAUGUUAAUCUUACCACAGUUGGUCUUCUCUCAUCUCCUCUGGAGGUAGCUGCUGGAAAAGGCCACACAGAGAUUGUGGAGAAACUGAUAUCAGCUGGAGCUGUCAUCAACUACCAAAACAAGGAUGGAGUAACUCCACUCUUGAUAGCCAGUCAAGAAGGACACCUGGAGGUAGUUAGACUUCUGCUGAUGACUGGAGCUAAAGAUCUACCUUAUAAGGAUGGACGUACAGCCAUGAGUGUCGCAAGAGCCAAAGGUCAUCAGCAAAUAGUCCAACUUCUACAGCAGUACAAAGUUUAAACUACGUCUCUCGACUUCUAACACUGUAGCCUAGUUCUAUAGCUACUACAUAUAGGUCAUCAGCAACUUGUCUUUUACAGGAGUAAAAUAUUUAAAGGAAAGAACACUCUAAUUAACACUGUAGCUUAUCUCUUUACUAUACUAUACUACAUACCAGUCUUACUGAAUUGUCUAUUCCCUCCUUUUUACAGCUUUUAAAUACUGUGUUGUUGCUUAUUUUUGUAUGUCAGCGUAGUUAGUAUACAAACUGUACUCUAUGGUUUCGAUUUUGCUACACCAUGAUAUCAGUGAUUUGCAUGUUAGAUGCGCUUGCCACACAGGUAGAUGCUCAUACAACCACCAUGUAAAUUAACUAUUUACACGCAUGUUCAAGGAAUGUUACAGUGUGUGUGUGUGUUGGGUAUUGGAGGAUGGAUAGUCCUAGAGUUUGGGAGGCGUGUGCCAACCUCACCACAUAUGGCUGCCUAGUGGU